Neurospora tetraspora is the source of this 333-nucleotide messenger RNA. RefSeq names its product mitochondrial 54S ribosomal protein YmL31. Lineage: Eukaryota; Fungi; Ascomycota; Sordariomycetes; Sordariales; Sordariaceae. The transcript is spliced from 3 exons. Gene Ontology annotation, cellular component: mitochondrial large ribosomal subunit. Bases 1 to 333 code for a protein of 110 amino acids. Gene Ontology annotation, molecular function: structural constituent of ribosome. The record is from RefSeq and is a predicted model, not a curated record.
AUGUUUGGGGCUUUCAGAUUCACAAACCCCCUCUCCGGGGGUCUUCUUUGGAAGAUCCCAUGGCGCAUGUCCAAGUUCCAGAAGCUCAGGCAGCGCCGCAGACUGAGGGCAGUCGACAACGUCGUCGACACCAUCGAGAACGCCCUCGCCAAGAAGGGAGAGACUGUCAAGGCAGUGGAGCGCUGGAGGGCUGAGAUGCCCACCGAGGCCGAGAUGCUGCCCAAGGACAAGUACACCAUCUUCGACCGCAAGGAGAAGAGGUACCGCAAGGGCAUCCACAAGCUUCCCAAGUGGACCCGUGUCUCCCAGAGAGUCAACCCUCCUGGUUACUAA